GACAGGAGAUCGCCUGGGGCUCUCUUGGCUCAGCGAAAGUGUCUUUGGCCGCGACCCCCCGCCCGCUGAAGCAAUGAUGUCUUUCGAGGAACAGUUCAUUGGAGAUACGUACGGCCGAGAGGACAUCCCACCACAGAGCACCUGCCCUGACACCCUCACCAGGAAGUGGUCGUCCACCGGCUUUAAUGGAAGUUUUCUGGCGACCAUUCCGGUUCUCCAGUGGGCCAAGGACGUCAAUCUCCAACAGUACCAGCGCCUGAAGCAGUAUGGCGGUACCUACGGAUGGGCAUCGAUGGACUAUGAGACACUGAACGCCACACUCUCCGUCCUCAACCGGACGGCCAACCACCAGAUGUUUGACGACUGGCAACUCCGUCGGAAGGGCUCGCAGUGCGUCCGCUGCGCCGUGGUGGGCAACGGGGGGAUCCUGAAUGGUUCCGGCAAGGGCCGCGAGAUCGACGGUCAUCACUACGUGUUCAGGACGAACGGAGCUGUCCUCAAUGGUUUCCAGAAGGACGUGGGCACACGCACCACCCACUACACCUUCUCCACCAACACCUUCAAGAACUCCAUCAGGAGCUACCGUAAACAGGGCUACAGUGGACCACCGCUGUCCGAGGAGACGCGCUACGUCUUCCUUCCAGACCACGACCGUGACUACCUGCUGGUGAAAGCUGUUGCCACACACACACCGGUGGAGCGAGGCCGGGAUAAAACCAAAACUCCACCGACGUACUUUGGAGAGGAUGCGACGGCGGAGAAGCUGAAGAUGUAUCACCCAGACUUUGUCCGCUACCUCAGGAACAGGUUCUUUCAAUCCCACGCACAGAAGAAAGGAUACAGGAGAAUCUACCGUCCGUCCACAGGCUCUGUGAUGCUGUUGGCGGCUCUGCACACCUGCGACCAGGUCAGCGCCUAUGGCUUCAUGACGCCCGACUAUAAGAAGUACCCGAACCACUACUAUGACAAAACCCUGAGCAAAGUGAGAUUCUUUGCCAACCAUGACUAUGGCUCGGAGCUGGGGCUGUGGCAGAAGCUGCACAAGGAUGGCCUCAUACGGCUGUACAUGCGAUCGUGAGCCAUGGGGACAUUCCGGCCAGCGGCACGUGGCCUUCAUAGCACUGGGACGAGGUGGUCAUUUGGUGGCAGGAAAACCUAAUGCAAUUUUUAUUUUAUUUUAAUAUUAUGACAAACCGUCUAAUCAGCUGCUACACUGCCUUGACUCUUAACGGAUUGUAUUUCCCUCUCAAAGCUUGUUUAACAUUUGUAUUUGGUGAAGGGCUCGCUGUGUACGGGAUAAUAGUUGUGUUGGUUUAAUUGUUAAGUUAAAAGGUCAAAAUUAAGAUUUGAUGGAAACCACAUGGUGGUUGAUCGCUCUAGUGCCUUGAAACUCCAACCUAAGGGUCUGUCUUUUAAGAUACUUAAAUUAUUAAAUUGUCAGUUUUAACGCAAGUUCAUUGUUGUGUAGUCUACGAUGCACACUUUAUUUUAAAAACAUUAUUGUAAAAAGUUGCAAAAGACUCUGAGGAUCAUCACUGUCAAGUUCCAAACCUAGGCGUCUUUCAUUUAACCUCUUAAACUCGAGGUUCCCCAGAUUUGGGAAGACCGUGAUCACUCUCGCAGAAAAAGGCAUACAACACUUCCCUUAUUAUGUAGAAAUAUCAAAUUAAACAUGAGAAACUCUGCUACAAGCACAUAUAAGUAAUUUUUACAAACACCAAACACGACUCAAACACCAAGGAUAUUAAUUAGAGAAAUUAGACAAUUAAAAAUAGGCUGGAGCUUAAGAGGUUAAAGGUCCCAUGGCAUGCCACUUAAAAAAAAAAAAAAAAUGUAUUUCUGUUUUAAAGCAGGUUUAUUGUUGUGUAGUCUACGAUGCACACUGCAUUUUAAGAAAAAUAUUGUAAAAAGCUGCCAAAGACUGGGAGGAACAUCAUCGCUGUGGCGAUAUUUCAACGGACCGAAGACGUUUCCCCUGACAACACCGGGAAGGAUACGGCCCACAACCCGUCGGUCCUUUCUCUCCUGGCCGAGCUAGGGGGGUUUCCAGGGGUAACUCUUGUGGAGAGCGGCACGAUUUUCCAAGCCACGACGGCGCUGGACCUCGCCGAAGAACGGUUGUCUCCUCACUGGUGGACUGAAGAUGAUUUUUUUUUGUGCUGCGGAACAAGAAUAACGGUGCCCCCGCGAAAGAAACUCUAUACAGUUUAACCUGCCAAAGAAGAAUCAGGGAAGAUCUUUUUUAUAUUGUUGAAGGACUUUCUGGUGUUGAAUCAAUGGGUGUUUGAAGGGAUACGUAGACUAGCAUUGAGCACUUUCUUAACGUGAUUUUUCAAGCAAAAGAGAAACCUCAAACCUGUUGGGUUAACAGUUUAUUUCUCUCCACGUAUUGUCUGGUAAUCCUGUUUUUGUUUGGUUUGAAGAACCAAAGGAUAGCUUUGAGCACUAGGGAAGCUUAAAAAAAUGGUGCCAGAGUUAGCAAAAAAGCUAAUUUUCAUUCCUUUGGCAGAUCAAUCACAUUACAUUAAUAAGGAAAAAUGCAAGAAUGAUAUAAAGCAAUAAAGAAGGAUUUCAGUGCCAAAUAUAUAUGAUUUUACAGAUGCCAUGAUAGAAGUCAAGUCAAUAUCUUUCUCUCUGUCGCGUGGAAACACCCGCCUGCAACUUAGAAUACAUUCACUGAUGUUCGACUGUGUUGAUGUUGUUGAUGCUGAUUUCUUGAAGCACUAACCCUAACCCUACUAUUGACACCUUUUGGCGGGAAUAAAUCUUUGCAUAUUUUGUGAUAAAGUCUGCCCCUAUGACA
Messenger RNA from Gadus chalcogrammus (walleye pollock), 2803 nucleotides. Its product is annotated as alpha-N-acetylgalactosaminide alpha-2,6-sialyltransferase 2-like. The transcript is spliced from 8 exons. The coding region runs from base 74 to 1078 and encodes 334 amino acids. Gene Ontology annotation, molecular function: sialyltransferase activity. The record is from RefSeq and is a predicted model, not a curated record. Lineage: Eukaryota; Metazoa; Chordata; Actinopteri; Gadiformes; Gadidae.